Penicillium alfredii is the source of this 1485-nucleotide messenger RNA. Its product is annotated as putative iron-regulated transporter. The record is from RefSeq and is a predicted model, not a curated record. Bases 1 to 1485 code for a protein of 494 amino acids. The transcript has 6 exons. Gene Ontology annotation, cellular component: membrane. Gene Ontology annotation, biological process: iron ion transmembrane transport. NCBI's taxonomy places the organism in Eukaryota, Fungi, Ascomycota, Eurotiomycetes, Eurotiales, Aspergillaceae. Gene Ontology annotation, molecular function: iron ion transmembrane transporter activity.
AUGCAGCAACAGGCGGAUCGAGUCUCUCACGAGCCCAAUGCCUCCGAGGCUCUUCUGCCUACCUCUGCCGAGGCCGUGACCCCGGCUAACUGGGCCACCACAGAAGCCCAGCCAGUGCUAACGCGACUCUAUAUUUCACACACUCUGUCCACCUGGAACUCGCGCAUGUUCGAGUUUGGUGCGGUUCUCUUCCUGGCUUCGAUCUUCCCGGGCACUUUGCUCUAUGCAUCCAUCUACGCCCUCGUUCGGGCCCUGUCGGCCGUCGUGCUAUCAUCCUGGCUGGGUGCGCGGGUCGAUCAGUCGGAUCGAUUAGUGGCAUUGAGGCAUUCAAUUGUCUGGCAACGAGUCCCGGUUGCGGCAUCCUGUCUGUGCUUUCUUGCCCUUCUGAUGCCCAUGGACUCCUGGGUUAUGACUACUGGAUUGUUCGUCCUGGUCGGCUUGCUGGCCUGUAUGGAGAAACUGGCGGCAGCAGCUAAUACAGUGGCUGUGGAACGAGACUGGGCCAUUGUGAUCUCGGACAGCAUCAAUGCUCCCCGGCAAGACUUGAAUGCAUCUAUGAGGCGGAUUGAUCUUUUCUGCAAGCUUGUUGCGCCAGUGUUCAUUUCCUUAAUCGAAAGCUUGUCGACUCGGGUUGCUAUCUGGACGGUCUUUGGUGUGAACACUGCGUCUGUGUUGAUCGAGUAUGUAGCCAUUGCGCAGGUUUACCGAUCGGUCCCUGCCUUGACACGGACACCGGCUUUUUCUAACGAAGAUGAGGAAAGCCAUUCAUCUGACGACCACACAUCCCGGAGUGUAGCCAGCUACUUACAGAACACUAUAGCCCCCUGGCAGGAGUACAUUGCAAACCCUGUGUUCCUUGCGUCCUUUGCGUUGAGCUUGCUCUAUCUCACAGUCCUCUCCUUCGCAGCAACGAUGACCACCUAUUUAUUGCACACGGGUUUCACCCCGAUACAGGUCAGCUGCAUGCGCAUCGGCUCGGUAGCAGCAGAAUUGUCCGGUACUUGGACAGCACCCGUCAUCAUGAAUCGCAUCGGGCCCAUUCGAUCCGGGUUGUGGUUCCUGAACUGGCAGUUUUGCUGCGUGGCCGCCGCAUCUGCAGCCUUUGCUUUCUGGGACUCCAACUCGCGGCUAGUUGCGGGCAGCUUGAUUACCGGGGUGGCCCUGAGUCGUAUUGGGCUCUGGGGCUUCGACCUCUCGGUCCAGUUUCUUGUACAAGACAACAUCGAGGAGCAUGCCCGGGCACGCUUCUCGGCAACUGAAAUGGCUCUGCAGAAUAUCUUCGAGAUGCUGUCUUUUGCGUCGACGAUUGUGUUCCCGCGGCCGGAACAGUUCCAGUACCCAGUUCUGAUCAGUUCGGGGGCCGUGGCCGUGGCUGCAGUCUGUUUCGCAGCUUAUGUGCGUAAGGAACGAGGGCAUCUGCUGCAUCGAUCUCGGUGUUUAGGAGGCGAUAAAGUGUUGUAUCAAGAAAUCCGACCAGAGGCAUGA